Arvicola amphibius (Eurasian water vole) is the source of this 1047-nucleotide messenger RNA. RefSeq names its product neuronal growth regulator 1 (gene Negr1). NCBI's taxonomy places the organism in Eukaryota, Metazoa, Chordata, Mammalia, Rodentia, Cricetidae. Gene Ontology annotation, cellular component: neuron projection. The transcript is spliced from 7 exons. The coding region runs from base 1 to 1047 and encodes 348 amino acids. The record is from RefSeq and is a predicted model, not a curated record.
AUGGUGCUCCUGGCGCAGGGCGCUUGUUGCUCGAACCAGUGGCUGGCGGCGGUGCUUCUGAGCCUGUGCUCUUGCCUCCCGGUUGGGCAGAGCGUGGACUUCCCCUGGGCGGCCGUGGACAACAUGUUGGUGAGGAAAGGUGACACGGCGGUGCUCAGGUGUUACUUGGAGGAUGGAGCUUCAAAGGGUGCCUGGCUCAACAGGUCAAGUAUCAUUUUUGCUGGAGGUGACAAGUGGUCGGUGGAUCCUCGAGUUUCCAUUUCCACAUUGAAUAAAAGAGACUACAGCCUCCAGAUACAGAAUGUGGAUGUGACGGACGAUGGCCCAUACACCUGUUCUGUGCAGACCCAGCACACACCCAGGACAAUGCAGGUCCACCUCACUGUGCAAGUUCCUCCGAAAAUAUAUGACAUCUCAAAUGACAUGACCAUCAAUGAAGGGACCAAUGUCACCCUCACUUGUUUGGCCACCGGGAAGCCAGAGCCUGCCAUUUCCUGGAGGCAUAUCUCCCCAUCUGCAAAACCAUUUGAAAAUGGACAGUAUUUGGACAUUUAUGGAAUCACCAGGGACCAGGCUGGGGAGUACGAGUGCAGCGCCCAGAACGACGUCUCGUUCCCCGACGUGAAGAAAGUCAAGGUGGUCGUGAACUUUGCGCCUACGAUUCAGGAAAUCAAGUCUGGCACCGUGACCCCCGGACGCAGUGGAUUGAUAAGAUGCGAGGGUGCAGGUGUGCCACCGCCAGCCUUCGAAUGGUACAAAGGAGAGAAGAAGCUCUUCAAUGGCCAACAAGGAAUCAUCAUUCAGAAUUUUAGCACAAGGUCCAUCCUCACAGUGACCAAUGUGACACAGGAGCAUUUCGGCAACUAUACCUGUGUGGCUGCCAAUAAACUGGGCACAACAAACGCGAGCCUGCCCCUCAACCCUCCAAGCACAGCCCAGUAUGGAAUUACUGGGAGCGCCUGCGACCUCUUCUCCUGCUGGAGCCUUGUGUUGACACUGUCCUCGGUCAUCAGUAUAUCCUACCUGAAGAACGCCGUCCUACAGUGA